Molecule: messenger RNA, 657 nt
Organism: Grosmannia clavigera kw1407
Lineage: Eukaryota; Fungi; Ascomycota; Sordariomycetes; Ophiostomatales; Ophiostomataceae
Exons: 3
Coding region: 1-657 (218 amino acids)
Biological process (GO): positive regulation of DNA-templated transcription, elongation; mRNA export from nucleus
Cellular component (GO): THO complex part of transcription export complex
Molecular function (GO): mRNA binding
Source: RefSeq, a predicted model, not a curated record
AUGGCAAACUCGAUCGUAUCCGAUCCCGGCCUCGUGUCCCUGCUAGAGGCGGCUAUCGAGGCACGGGAGCAAGCCUUGGCGCUUGUCAACUUGGCUGCAGAGAACGCCGCAUCGACAGAACUGCCCCCGCCUGGGGAUACGGCUACGCGAAACGACCGCCUUAUCGAGAUCUCCCAGCAGCAGAAGCGGCUGACAGCCAACAUCGCACAGCUGCGGAGCCUACACCGGGCGGCUUGCUUCACUGCACGCGACACCAAAGCCCAGACAGCGGAGGCACGGCAAGAGGUGGACAGACUGCAUCUCCAGCUUCAGAACCUUUAUUACGAGCAGCGGCACCUCCAGGGCGAGAUUUCCGCCUGCGAAAACUAUGAUCACUCGUACAAGCAUCUGCCCCUCAUCUCCGUGGAGGAGUUUCUGGAAGCGCAGCCGGAGCAUGCGGACGAUGACGAGGUCGCUCUGAUGACAGCACGGAUUGCGCAUGAGAAGCAGGAGCGCGAGGCUCUCGAGCAGCAGCGGAACGAGCUUCUGAAGAGGAAGCUUAAGCUGAUUGCCGAGAACAAAAAGCGGAAAGAGGAUUUGGCCAAUCUGGAUAAGGAUCUGGAGAAGUUCAUCGAUGCUGCCAAGCCCAUUCAGAACCUCUUCGACAAGAACGCUUAG